AUGUUGUACCCUCCUUCUCAAGAGACUCUUAGAAAGCGUUUUUUUAUCCCAGCACCUAAUGAUGCACCACCUACGGGUGUGGAUCUCUAUGCUCGUUUUGCAUUUGCAGGUGCUGUUUGCUGUGCUAUCACUCACGGUGCCAUGACACCAGUUGACGUUGUCAAGACCCGUAUUCAACUUGAGCCAGAGCGAUACAAUCAGGGAAUGAUUGCUGGCUUUCGCAAAGUAGCAGCAGAAGAAGGUGCUGGAGCAUUGUUGACAGGAUUUGGACCUACAGCUGCUGGAUACUUUUUGCAAGGAGCCUUCAAGUUUGGUGGAUACGAGUUUUGGAAAAAGACAUUUAUCGACAUGGUGGGCGUUGACAAGGCGAGUGAUAAUCGCACGGCCAUUUACCUUGGUGCAUCUGCUAUUGCAGAGUUCUUUGCUGACGUGGCGUUGUGUCCAUUGGAAGCUACCCGUAUCCGUUUGGUGUCGCAGCCUGACUUUGCUACUGGUCUUGUGAGCGGUUUCACGCGUCUUUUGCGUGAGGAGGGUGUUAUCCGUGGAUUUUAUUCUGGUUUUGGACCCAUUCUUUUCAAGCAAGUGCCCUAUACCAUGGCCAAGUUUGUAGUUUACGAAAGAGCCAGUGAGACCAUUUUGCGUUCUAUGAAAACGCCCAAGGACCAGUUGGCACCUUCUACCAUGACCAUGGUUAAUCUUGGAGCUGGUAUCAUUGCAGGUACUGCCGCUGCCAUCAUUUCUCAGCCUGCCGAUACCUUGCUUUCCAAGAUCAAUAAGCAAAAGGGCGUCGAAGGCCAAUCCAUCACAUCUCGUCUUGUAUCCAUGGCAGGCAAAUUAGGUGCUCAUGGCCUCUUCCUUGGAUUGGGUCCCCGUAUUGUAAUGGUGGCUACUCUCACUGCUGGUCAAUUUGCCAUUUAUGGUGACAUCAAGCGCAUGCUAGGUGCCACUACUGGUAUCGAGAUUGCCAAAGUAGAGAAAUAG
Molecule: messenger RNA, 981 nt
Organism: Lichtheimia ornata
Lineage: Eukaryota; Fungi; Mucoromycota; Mucoromycetes; Mucorales; Lichtheimiaceae
Exons: 5
Coding region: 1-981 (326 amino acids)
Biological process (GO): mitochondrial phosphate ion transmembrane transport
Cellular component (GO): mitochondrial inner membrane
Molecular function (GO): phosphate transmembrane transporter activity
Source: RefSeq, a predicted model, not a curated record